Messenger RNA from Odobenus rosmarus divergens (Pacific walrus), 2869 nucleotides. RefSeq names its product fibrinogen alpha chain (gene FGA). Lineage: Eukaryota; Metazoa; Chordata; Mammalia; Carnivora; Odobenidae. Gene Ontology annotation, biological process: negative regulation of extrinsic apoptotic signaling pathway via death domain receptors; blood coagulation, common pathway; platelet aggregation. The transcript has 7 exons. The record is from RefSeq and is a predicted model, not a curated record. Bases 56 to 2665 code for a protein of 869 amino acids. Gene Ontology annotation, cellular component: fibrinogen complex. Gene Ontology annotation, molecular function: extracellular matrix structural constituent; signaling receptor binding.
CUUCCUCUCUUUCCACUGGGGUGCUCCUCAAGAGCCAGCUCCACCCUGAGAAAAGAUGUUUUCUGUGAAGAUCUUUUGCCUGGUCACGAGUGUGGUGGGCACAGUCUGGACCACAGUUAUCAAGGAGGAUGAAUUUAUAGCUGAAGGAGGAGGUGUGCGUGGCCCAAGACUCGUGGAGAGACAGCAAUCUGCCUGCAAGGAGACAGACUGGCCCUUCUGCGCUGAUGAAGACUGGAACUACAGAUGCCCUUCUGGCUGCAGGAUGAAAGGGUUAAUUGAUGAAGUCAAUCAAGAUUUUACAAACAGAAUAAAUAAGCUCAAAAAUUCAUUAUUUGAUUAUCAGAAGAACAAUAAGGACUCUAGUUCAUUGACAGGGAAUAUAAUGGAACUCGUGAGAGGGGAUUUUGCCAGCACUAACAAUAAUGAUAACACAUAUGGCCAAGUGUCAGAAGAUCUGAGAAGCAAAAUUGAGAUCCUGAGGCUCAAAGUCAUAGAACAAGUACAGCAAAUCCGCCUUCUACAGAAAAAUGUCAGGGAUCAGCUGGUAGAUAUGAAACGACUGGAGGUGGACAUUGAUAUUAAGAUCCGAUCUUGCCAAGGUUCAUGCAAUAGGGCUUUAGAACGUAGGACAGAUCUAAAGUACUAUGAAGAUCAGCAGAAGCAACUUGAACAAGUCAUUGCCAAAGACUUACUUCCACCUAAAGAUAGGCAAUACUUACCACGGCUGAAAAUGAGCACAUCUGCAACUACGCUUUCUGGGGACUUCAAGAGCCAGCUUCAGAGGGCCCCUCCAGAGUGGAGGGCACUCAUGGAAAUGCAGCAGAUGAAAAUAACAUUAGAGGGGUCUGGUAGAGAUGGAAAUACCCGAGGAGACACUGCAUCUCAUGGAACAGGAUCAGUGCCUGAAAGCCCCAGGAACCCUGGGAGCUUCACACCAGGAAGUUCUAGCACUUGGAACCCUGGGAGCACUGGGCCUGGGAGCACUGGGCCUGGCAGUGACGGCACUUGGAGCUCUGGGAGCACCGGGCCUGGGAGCACUGGGCCUGGGAGCACUGUGCUUGGCAGUGACGGCACUUGGAACCCUGGGAGCACCGGCACUGGGCCUGGCAGUGAUGGCGCUUGGAGCUCUGGGAGCACCGGGACUGGCAGUACAGGCCUUUGGAGCACUGGAAGUUCUGAGUCUGUCAGCAGCAGCUCUUGGAGCUCUGGGAGCACGGGGACUGGCAGUACUGGGUCUUGGAGCACUGGAGGUUCUGAGUCUGGAAGCUUUAGGCCAGAUAGCUUCGGGCAUGGGAACACCAGGCCUACCAACCCAAAGUGGGGCAAAUUUGAAGAGGUGUCAGGAAGUGUAACUCCAGGGACAAAGAAAGAGUACCACACAGGUAAGCUGGUGACGUCUAAAGGAGAUAAAGAGCUUCUUAUUGGUAAUGAGAAGGUCACCUCUGAAAGCACCACCACCACUCGUCAUUCAUGCACUAAAACAGUUACUAAGACUAUUAUAGGUCCUGACGGUCAGAAAGAAACGACCAGAGAAGUGGUAAACUCCGAAGAUGGUUCUGACUGUGGUGACUUAUCCCAUACUUUUGCUGGUAGCCUAGAUGAUCUCCAUUUUAGGCACCCUGAUCUGGAGAGUUUCUUUAGCAGUUCCUCAACUGGAAGCACAUUUCCUGGUAGGCUUUCACCCUCGCACAGAGAGUUUGACAGUAGGAUCCACGCUGGGGGCUCAGAAUCGGACAUAUCCACACACUUAAGGGUACCUGAGCUCUCUCUCGGUGGUAAAACUUCAAGUCAGAGCAAACAAUUUUCGAGCAGUAGUACAACUUACAACAGAGGAGACUCCACAUACGAAAGCAAGAGCCAUAAAUUGGCAGGUGAGGCCGCAAUUGAAGAGGAACAUGAAACCCUCAAAGGAGGAUAUACCACCAAAAGAGGCCAUGGUAAAUUUCGCUCUGCCAGAGACUGUGAUGAUGUCCUCCAAACACAUCCUUCAGGUACCCAAAGUGGUAUUUUCAAUAUCAAGCUACCGGGAUCCAGUAAGAUUUUUUCUGUUUAUUGUGAUCAAGAGACCAGUUUGGGAGGAUGGCUUUUGAUCCAGCAAAGAAUGGAUGGAUCACUGAAUUUUAACCGGACCUGGCAAGACUACAAGAAAGGUUUCGGCAGCCUGGAUGACAAGGGGGAAGGAGAAUUCUGGCUAGGCAAUGAAUACCUCCACUUACUAACUCUGAGGGGCUCUGUCCUUCGGGUUGAAUUAGAGGACUGGGCUGGAAACCAGGCUCAUGCAGAAUAUUACUUGAGGGUAGGUUCUGAGGCAGAAGGUUAUACCCUGCAGGUCUCUUCCUAUGAGGGCACAGCAGGUGAUGCUCUGAUUGAGGGUUCUGCAGAGGAAGGAACAGAGUAUACUUCUCACGCGGGCAUGCAGUUCAGCACCUAUGACAGGGAUGCAGACCAGUGGGAAGAGAACUGCGCAGAAGUCUAUGGAGGAGGCUGGUGGUACAACAGCUGCCAAGCGGCCAAUCUCAAUGGCGUCUACUAUCCUGGGGGCUCUUAUGAUCCAAGGAACAACAGUCCUUAUGAGAUUGAGAAUGGAGUGGUCUGGGUCCCCUUCAGGGGUGCAGAUUAUUCCCUCAGGACUGUUCGCAUGAAAAUCAGACCCCUGGUGACCUAAUAGGAGUGGAAGGGAGAGUAAUCUGUUUUCUUUGCUUAGUGAAGUGGAGAAAAAAGAUAAGGACGAUAAAGAAAUUAAGAUUCUUUACAAUAUACUAAGAAAUUUACAGGUGUAAUUUUAUUAUUCUUUGUACUGUAUCUAAAUGUAACUGAGACAUUACUGCUUUAAAGAAUAAAGUUAUGUGAGUCUUUUUUUAUCUUGAAA